CAAUAGCUUAUAAUCUUGACCCUGGAAUAUUCAUGAUUUGGCCAUGCUUUAAUGAUUCCAUUUCUGCAAUAAAUGGUUUAAUGAAAUUAUUAAAAGUUCCACCCAAAAAGGUGCAGGAGAUACAUAGACGAUGGAUUUUGACCAGCAUUGUCCAAAAUAUUAUCAAUUGCUUUGAAAUUGGAACUACUAGGAGUAGACAACAAAGGCAAUA
This is a messenger RNA of Dentiscutata erythropus, 211 nucleotides long. Lineage: Eukaryota; Fungi; Glomeromycota; Glomeromycetes; Diversisporales; Gigasporaceae. The record is from the annotation of a GenBank genome assembly.